Molecule: messenger RNA, 771 nt
Organism: Brassica napus (rape)
Lineage: Eukaryota; Viridiplantae; Streptophyta; Magnoliopsida; Brassicales; Brassicaceae
Exons: 2
Coding region: 1-627 (208 amino acids)
Source: RefSeq, a predicted model, not a curated record
AUGCAUUUGGAAGAGUUGCAAGCUAAGGAUGCUCGAUUGGCUAAAAAUGAAACUUUGUUAUGGAAAAACCAUACUGAACACUUUACAGAAUGGCUUAAAAAUAAGAUUCAUUUAGACUCAAAAGAUAGUCAUUCUAAGGAGAUAAGGUGGUUGGCAUUUGGACCAAGAAAUGUUGCUUUAGCACAUAAAGGAUUCAUCAUCAAUGGCCAACGGUUUCAUACUGAUGCGGUCAAGCUGAAGACACAAAACAGUGGAGUAACUUAUGAAGCCUUUAGCAUGUGUAGAUCAAGUGCAAGAGAUAUGAGACAGGUCGCGGAUAUGAUUACAUACUAUGGAGUGAUAAAGGAGAUUUUGGUCAUCGACUAUCACAUGUUCAAAGUGCCACUCUUUAGAUGCAACUGGGCAAACACAGCGAAUGGUGUGAAGGAAGAAGAUGGCUUCACUCUUGUUAACCUUCAUAUGAACCAAGCAGCCUAUUUGAAAGAUCCAUUCAUUCUACCUUCUCAAGCGAAACAGGUUUUCUACUCUAGGGAUGAUGAUGCUUCAAAUUGGUAUGUUGUUAUGAGAGCACCACCUAGAGGUUAUCAUGAGUUGGAAACAGAAGAGGAUUUUGGUGGUGCUCCUUGACCUGUCCAAGAAGUUGAUGAUAUGGGUGAUGAUAUGGAUGAUGAUAGUGUAUAUGUUAGGGAUGAUUGUGAAGGUUUAUUAGUGGUAGAUUGAUGAUAUGUUGUAUGCUUGUGUGAUGGUUUGUAUGAAUGUGAUAAUGUUGUG